AUGUUCUGCUACCAUUGCCCGCCCGCACUGCAUCCUGGAGCACCUCAACCACGGCUACCAACUUUGGAAUACCCUUUUACGCCUACCCAUCCAUAUACUAGUUACUCUUACCACCCAGCAAUACACGAUGACACAUUUGUUAGAAGAAAACAGAGAAGAAAUAGAACUACAUUUACUUUACAACAAUUAGAAGAAUUAGAAAGCGCCUUUGCGCAAACUCAUUAUCCUGAUGUCUUCACAAGAGAAGAUUUAGCAAUGAAAAUAAAUUUAACCGAAGCUAGGGUGCAAGUAUGGUUUCAAAAUCGAAGAGCAAAAUGGAGGAAAGCGGAAAGGCUAAAAGAAGAACAACGCAAACGGGAGGGACAAGAUGUUGUGAAGAGAGACGAUGACACAAAAGAAGAAAAAGUUGAAGAUGGUCUUCCAAGUAGCUCACCGGAAACGAAUGUCGAUGAAGAAGCCGCGCGAGAUCGAGAAUGUUCGAGUCGAAGCAGCGCAGGCCGAGAAACACCCGAGCAAACGCGAAGCGUCGCCGAAGCCGAUCCUUCGAGUCCUUUGUCGCCGCAUAGUCCUGCUCCUUCGGGAUCAUCGGAACCACCAAAGACGGUGCAGCCGCCUCCAUUUUCGCAUAUGUUUCCGUUUGGUGACAGUCAUGCCGGCGGUUUUCGACCUGUCUUAGAUGGUUCUGGAACGAGAAAUACGCCGCCGUUAUUUUUUUCUCCGCAUUUGGCGUCCCACCUGUCAUCGCAGUUUUCACCGCCAUUAUUUCCAACACUAAAAGGUUUCCCAGGCCUAUGCUCCUGCUGUCCAAUGAAACCGCUCUCCAGCUUAGGCUCUAACCUACUGCCGACCAGCGAAGCUUCUGACAUGUCCCCCGGAGGAGACCAGCGCUCCUCCAGCGUAGCAGAACUGCGCAGGAAAGCCCAAGAACACUCGGCGGCCUUACUUCAGAGCCUGCAACAUGUCGCAAAUUUUCAGCAAGCAGCAGGUUUCGCAGGCGCUGGUCUAAAUUUUCCUAUUUUGCCUCCGCUGACACUGCAGGCGCUUCAAAGGAAGCACGAAAUCUCGGAAGGUAGCAGCAGUGAGGCGGGUGCUACUAAAGAGGCCCCAAUGUAG
This is a messenger RNA of Psylliodes chrysocephalus, 1113 nucleotides long. The record is from the annotation of a GenBank genome assembly. NCBI's taxonomy places the organism in Eukaryota, Metazoa, Arthropoda, Insecta, Coleoptera, Chrysomelidae.